CCAGCGGUGUUUUUGUUAUGAAAUGAACGAAAAUAAAUUUUCUUGAUUCUAAAUAUUUCUUUUUUUGACUGUCACUUGCCUGUCAUUUGGUAAUGUUUGCAUCGCGUAGCAUACAAGCAGAUCAUAAGGACCUUAUCCAUGAUGUUGCUUAUGACUUUUACGGUAAAAGGCUUGCUACCUGCUCUAGUGAUCAGACAGUAAAGAUAUGGGACUUGGGAGAAGAUAAGCAAUGGAAGUGUACAGCUUCAUGGAAAACUCACAGUGGAUCUGUAUGGAAAGUAACCUGGUCUCAUCCAGAAUUUGGACAAGUUAUUGCAACGUGUUCUUUUGAUAGAACUGUUGCUGUGUGGGAAGAGUUAGGUCCUGAAGGAUCUAUUGGUGAAAAAUCUCAAUCACAAUGGGUGAAAAAAAUCAGCCUUGUUGAUAGUCGAGCACCUGUUACUGAUGUUAAAUUUGCUCCGAAACAUCUUGGUUUGCAACUUGCAACAUGUUCUGCUGAUGGUGUGUUACGAAUAUAUGAAGCUCCAGAUUUUAUGAAUUUGUCCCAGUGGAUUUUAAAUCAUGAAGUUCCGUGUAAACACCCUAGCAGUUGCUUGUCUUGGAAUUUAAGCAGGUUAAAUCCACCUAUGAUUGCUGUUGGAAGCGAUGAAUCAACUCAGGCAACUACAAGUGGAAAAGUUGUGAUUUGUGAAUAUAAUGAGAACAAUAGACGAUGGGCUCGAGUUGAAACUCUGCCAGUCACUGAUCCAGUUUAUGACAUUGCUUUUGCACCAAAUUUAGGGAGGUCUUAUAAUUUACUUGGUGUUGCUACAAAAAAUUUGCAAAUAUUCAUAUUGCGUCCUACGAAAAAUCAAAAUACUCCAGGCAUUCAAGAUGUAUCAUCUAAGUAUGAAAUUAGACAAGCUGGACAGUUUGAUAAUCAUAAUUCUCAGGUGUGGCGUGUGAGUUGGAAUAUAACAGGCACCAUUCUUGCAUCUUCUGGUGAUGAUGGCUGUGUUAGAUUAUGGAAAGCAUCUUUAAAUGACAAGUGGAAGUGUAUUGCAACUCUUAAAGGAGAUGGUACAACAGAAUCUACUGAUAAACAAUUCAAUAGUGAAACUAAUGCUCCAAAACUCGAUCCCGCGAAUCUAAGGCACAAUGCCAAUUAUUUAACUCAAUUCUAAAUCAUUUUUCUUCAAUGGAAAUUUUAAUUUGCAUUUUGCUACUUUUUGAAAUUUGUCAAUCAUGGAUGAAAUUCAAUAUUCUUUUCUUUUGAAAAACUAUUCAUUUCUGUACUGAGUUUGUAUAAAUAAAAUAUUUAAUUUCUUUUUGAACAAA
Messenger RNA from Uloborus diversus, 1317 nucleotides. RefSeq names its product nucleoporin SEH1-like (gene Nup44A). Gene Ontology annotation, cellular component: Seh1-associated complex; nuclear pore outer ring. Gene Ontology annotation, biological process: cellular response to amino acid starvation; positive regulation of TORC1 signaling. Lineage: Eukaryota; Metazoa; Arthropoda; Arachnida; Araneae; Uloboridae. The transcript is spliced from 8 exons. Gene Ontology annotation, molecular function: structural molecule activity; protein binding. The coding region runs from base 93 to 1163 and encodes 356 amino acids. The record is from RefSeq and is a predicted model, not a curated record.